AUGGAGGAGUUCGCGCGCGCGGUGGAGGACGGGCUCAAGCUCUCGAAGCGGCUCGUGCUCCCGGGAGGGCUGCCCCCGCCGCGCCCGCCGGCGGGGAUGGAACGCACCGUGUCGGCCGCCGCGGCGUCGGGGCCCGACCCGCGGCUGCUCCCCACGGCGCCGAUGGCCUACGCGGUGGUCACCGACCCGGCCGCCGUCGACACCCCCGACGUGCCCAGCUACCAGCCCUACGUCUACGGCCACCUCGACCCGCCCGCGCUCAUCCCACUGCAGAUGAAGGAGGUCGACCUGGCCGUCGACUGCGCGCUCGACGCCGCGCACGUCACCCUGCGCGCGCGCUGGUGGCUGCACUGCAUCACACGAAGCCGCGAGUGCGACGUGCGCCUCGUCGUGCCCUUGGCCGAGCAGGGUUCAAUUCUAGGCGCUGAGGUUACUGUCGGAAGAAGAUCAUAUAAUACCCAAGUAAUCGAAGUAGAAGACACUUUGGAGAAUCAUGCAAAAAUUGAGAGUGGUGGCCUUCUGAAGCCACAUCUGUUUUUCUUGACAAUACCUCAGGUUGAGGGAGGAGCAGACAUUUGUGCUACAUUUCGAUGGUCUCAGAAGUUACUAUAUGACAGUGGCCGUUUCUCUGUUGAAAUACCUUUCCGUUAUCCAUACUUUGUCAACCCAUUACCAAAAGUGUUCAUGAAGAGGGAAAAAAUUCAGUUGACUGUGAACAGUGGUUUCAGUAAAGAGGUUUUGCUGCAAGGAACAAGCCACCCGUUGAAGGAAAAGAGUAGGCAGGGAGAUAAAUUGUUUUUCCAUCAUGAAACCAUUGUUGAGAAUUGGUCGAGCAAAGAUUUCAAUUUUUCAUACAGUGUUUACUCAGGCGAUUUGUCUGGUGGUGUGCUUGUGCAACCCGCAACAUUACGUGACUAUAAUGAAAGCGAUAUGUUCUGCAUUUUUCUUCUACCUGGAAGUGGCAACAGAAAGGUAUUCAGAAAAGCAGUUGUGUUUAUUGUUGACACAAGUGGAAGCAUGCAAGGAAGGCCUCUUGAGAAUGUCAAGCGUGCAGUUUCUACUGCUCUUUCAGAGCUUGUGGAAGGGGAUUACUUCAACAUUAUAACAUUUAAUGAUGAGCUUCACUCAUUCUCUUCCUGUUUAGAGCAAGUAAAUGACAAAGCAAUAGCAAGUGCAACUGAUUGGAUGAAUGCAAACUUUGUUGCUGAGGGUGGCACAGAUGUUAUGCAUCCUUUGAGUGAGGCAAUGGCAUUACUAUCAAGUGUUCAUGACACACUUCCACAAAUAUAUCUUAUUACUGAUGGUUCUGUUGAUGAUGAGCAUAACAUCUGCCAAACUACAAAAACUGAGCUCACCAACAGAGGCUCUAAAUCUCCCCGAAUUUCUACUUUUGGACUAGGAUCGUAUUGCAACCACUAUUUUCUGCGCAUGUUAGCUUCAAUUGGCAAGGGACAUUACGAUGCUGCACUUGAGACAGCAUCAGUCGAAAAUCGGAUUCUUAAGUGGUUCAGGAGAGCAUCAAGUACAAUUGUGGCAAAUAUCUCCAUUGAUGCUAUGACACAUCUUGAUGAAUUCGAAGUGGAUUCUGAGUACAUUCCAGACCUUUCAGCAAACUCUCCUUUGUGUGUAUCUGGAAAAUACCAAGGAAAACUCCCAGACACAGUUAAAGCUAAAGGUUACUUAGCUGACAUGAAGGAAAUCUCGAUUGAACUGAAGGUCCAACAACUAAAGGAAAUACCUCUUGACAAAGUAUUGGUGACACAACAGAUUGAUCUUAUGACAGCAAAGGCAUGGCUUUCUGCAGACAAACAACUGGAGAGAAAGGUGAUUAAAUUAAGCAUACAAAAUGGUGUUCCAUCGGAGUACACAGAAAUGAUCUUACUUCAAACAAAUCUGGAUAAAGUAGAUGGAACACAAAAGGUCAAGCAAAAACUAAAAGGACAGAAAGGCAGAGAUGAGCAACGGAUCCUGCUUCAUGGCCUGAAACUGGGAUUCGGUAACAAAGACGCUACAAGGGAAAAUCUCAUCACAGGAUUUGGGGACAUGAAUCCGGCAGAAAAACUUGUGAUGCUCCAAAAGGGAAAUGGCUGUUGCAGCCGCGUCGCUGACUGCCUCUGCUGCAUGUGCUGCAUCAAGGCGUGCAACAGGAUGAACGACCAGUGCGCCAUUCUGAUGGCACAGAUCUGCGCGGCUCUAGCGUGCCUUGGCUGCUACGAGUGCUGUGCGGAGGUGUGCUGCGGAGGGUCAGAGUCGUAG
Miscanthus lutarioriparius is the source of this 2256-nucleotide messenger RNA. The record is from the annotation of a GenBank genome assembly. Lineage: Eukaryota; Viridiplantae; Streptophyta; Magnoliopsida; Poales; Poaceae.